AUGACCACCACUCAGAAAAUCAAGUCUCGGUUCCCCGACCUCAAUUUUGUCAAGCCUUUGCCGGUUGAGGCACACCCGAGGUACAAGCCCUUCAAUGUUCAAUUCGACCCCAAACGUGUCGUCCUGCCAAAGGGCCAUGCAAAAGAGGAGGGACGAAAGCAAAUGCUUGUCGAUUCCGUUGUUGACCGUGACACACCGAUCCCUUUACGAGAUGGGCUUCACGUGUACGCCGACAUCUACCGGCCAGUCUCUUCCGAUGAAACCAAUGUUCCCGUGGUGAUCUGCUGGAGCCCCUACGGGAAGUCAAGCAUUAGCCUUGAUGGUAUUUGGCAUCGGUCUGGAGUCCCCAGAGACUGGACGUCCGGAUAUGAGACAUUUGAAGGCUUGGAUCCUGCAGAUUGGUGCAGACGCGGCUAUGCGAUCGUGAAUGUCGACGCCCGUGGUGCUCAGUUUUCGGAAGGAACAUUCUUCUUCUGGGGCGAUCAAGAGGCCGAGGAUAUUUAUGACACCAUAGAGUACUUGUCAAAGCAGUCGUGGUGCAACGGCUCCGUCUGCAUGGGCGGCAAUUCGUACUUGGCAAAAGCCCAAGUCAGCUUCGCCUCGAGACUGUCUCAUCCCGCCUUGAAAGCACUGGCUCCUUGGGAAGGCUUCACCGAUAUUUAUCGUCAGCUGCUUCGUCGUGGUGGAUUUGCGAUGCACAAUACCUUCAUGUCAAAAUAUCAAUGGGGAGUUGCCGGGAACCAUGAAGUUGAAGACAUGACCCAAAUGGUGAAAACUCAUCCACUGUUCGACGAAUACUGGGCCGGAAAGUCUGACAAAGUUGAGAAGAUCAACGUGCCGAUGUAUUUGCUGGGAUCUUUUGCCAAUCCCUUCCACGUCUAUGGGUCCUUCGACACCUAUCGCCGCGCAGGUUCAACAAAGAAAUGGAUGCGCGUUCAUGCUAACUUCGAAUGGUAUGAGAUGUACGAACGCAACUCAAAUGAUGAUUUGCAACGUUUCUUUGACCGUUACUGCAAGGGAAUCAUGAAUGGCUGGGAACAUGACACGCCUUUCUUGCGUUUGUCUCUUCACGGAUGUGGAUCUGUUCCGAAUAUUGUGGAAAGACCAGAGACCGAGUUCCCGCUUCGUCGACAACAGUUGAAAACGUAUUAUCUCGACGCUUCCACCAAAUCACUAGAAACAUCCCCCCGGGACCGGGAAUCUUCUGUUUACCAUGAUGGGCACGGCCUGGAAGCUUCUACCUCCGAUUUUGUUCUGAAAUUCAAUGAGUAUACUGAAGUCGCCGGCUAUGCUAAGGUCCGUCUCUGGAUGUCCUGCGAACAAAGGGAUGAUAUGGAUGUUGUCGUUCAACUCCGGAAGAUUGAUAAUUCUGGCAAUCUUCUUGAGGGAGUUAACUUUCCUUGCCCCGUGCCAGAUAGUGAGGUGCCGGCUGCUGAAACCUCCAAGCUCUUUGGCCCUCAAGGAUUCCUUCGAGCCUCCUCGUCCGUCUCGCACGACCAGAUACGAUCCAGCUCAGAUGGACAGGAGGUCUUUUAUCGACACGAUCGAGAGGAAAAGAUUCCACCCGGAACGAUCGUUCCACUGGAUAUCACGUUGUGGCCCAUGGGCAUGGUUUUCGCCGCUGGGGAAGGAAUCCUGCUUCGAAUCGGAGGUCAUUUUCUGAGUGCGCCUUCGGUUCUAGUGAUGAAGCCUCAGGAGCCCGAGGAUGAAAAUGUUGGUCAACAUUACGUACACACGGGAGGAAAACACGAUUCGUGUGUUAUAAUUCCUGUGAUUGCAGGAAGCAGGUCGUAA
Molecule: messenger RNA, 1794 nt
Organism: Penicillium manginii
Lineage: Eukaryota; Fungi; Ascomycota; Eurotiomycetes; Eurotiales; Aspergillaceae
Exons: 2
Coding region: 1-1794 (597 amino acids)
Molecular function (GO): dipeptidyl-peptidase activity
Source: RefSeq, a predicted model, not a curated record